CCGCCGGGGCGUGGGCGGCGGCGGCGCGGGGCCGGGGGGAGCCGCGGGGCCGGGAGCGGGGUAGGCUGCGCCCGUACUUAAGCGAGCUGCCCGAGCCGCUGACGUCUUUCGAAUUGGAGACGGGCUGCCCCGCUCCCGCCCCGGGCUCCAGCGGACACGGCCGGGGACGGAGCCAAGGUACGAGUGUCUAGAAUGUCCAGGCAUGCAAAAAAGCUUAGAGAUCACGAUAUAAAUCCAUGUCUAGCGGAAACAGAUGCCACUACAAAAUGUAUGGAUGACAACAACUAUAACAAGGACAUGUGUACUGAUUAUUUUUUGAAGUACAAAAACUGCAGAAAAUUCUGGCAUGGAAUUAUGAUGCAAAGGAAGAGAAGUGGUGUGAAACCAGAGAUGCCCUCAGCAGAAGAAAGAAAGAAAAUCUUGGAAUCAAUGGGGAAGCCCUACUGACUAGAAACCUGAAUUGAUUGACUGUUGUCACUGUACAUAUGAAGACUUAGCAGCAGGAAGUCACCAUUUUAUGAACUGGAUUUUACAGUUGCCAUAUGUUGGAUGAAAAUAAGAUCUUAAAUUUUGAAAUAUGUGAGCUUUCUAGGAUAGAACUUCCUGGGUUUGUUCAUACUUCCUGUCAUAGGAACCUGGCCUCUUUUUAUUGGGAGAUACGGGUAUCAGUGCAACUUGCAUAGAAACUUUUGGAAGUAGAAACUACCGUGCUGUGAAAUGCUAAAUAUUAAAUUAAUGGGACUUGCAGAAAGUCUGUUUGAAAAGAUGGGAUUGGUGAGCAUUGCAGUGUGGUUCUAAGUUCUGAGGCUGGAGCAAGUUGAGAAGCUGGUACAUGCAACAUGUUCCUUGCACUCAGCUGUUCUGCUCAAUAGUAUGGAUUUACUGUGUGUUACUUUAUCACUAUUUUCACAUGUUGAAUUCUGUGUCCCCAGUUUUAAUAAGACUAUUCAUUAACUAAAAUCCUAAAUCCAACAAGCUUGUCAGUAGGUCUGCCACUGCACUUGUCAGUGACAGCAGAAGCUUGCAGUAAAUCAGAUCUGCAAGCUUUGCUAGUUAUAAGGUUAGAGAGACUGGUGAAGAUAAAACUGAACUCCUCAGGUCUGAGCUGCAUAGUAAUUUCUGUGGAUAGUAAAUCGAUACUUUGGUGGCGGGCCGGCAGGGGCGACUUGCAGACAUGUAAACAGAUCCUCUGAGUGACAUGGCAGGUUUAACUAUAGUACAUCUAUCUAAGACUCUGGACAGCUGAAACCUGGGGUUUGGAAAUGCUUACUCAUACGAGAUUACAAAGCUCAGUUUAAACAGGUACUCUAAUCUUAAAUAAGGUUGAUUCUAACAACUAAUAAAUGUAAAUAUGUUGCUGUCUAUUGGAAACAGUGGUUUUUACCCUUUACCUUCUGGUGUCCUGGCUUAAAAGCUUGUAUCCUGUGAUAAGAGAAAAACUACUGUCAUGAGCUCAGGUUCCAUGUGAAAUCCUUUAGUUAUUGCUGGGAUCAACUUGGCAGAACUCUGGCUGACCUCAUGAAGGAUGGUGUAAAAAUGUUGUCUCUCUAUUUAGACUGUUUUGGAAAGACUUCAUGGCUUUCUGUUUCUCCUGUCUGGUUUGUCUUGUUUCUUUCCACUGUAGGCCUAUUUCUAUGCUUGCUGAGAUUUUUGCACUAUUUCCUUGUUGUUUGAUCUGACUAAUAACUCCACAAAAUCUGCUUUUGCUCUUCCUUUCUGCUUCCUGUCUACAUCUGAGUUUUGAAAUUGAUUGAUCCUACCAUCUCUGUUGGAAUGAAUGUGUAAUCCUAUGCCUUUGGAGUGUGCAAUUCUCCAAGCAAAGCUGUACAGCCUUCAAGCAUGUCACAAGUUCUCUUGUCAGUUCCUGGCAAGGAAAAUUUACUUUCUUCCAUCAAGACCAUAAGAUUCUUUAUUUCAAAUAACUUUGUCUUCACCUAAAGUGCAAACUUAGCCGUUUUCCUCUUUUUGUAGUUGUUUGUUGUUGUUUUGUUGUUGUCUGGUUGGUUGUGGUUUGCUUGCUUGUUUGUUUGUUUUUUGUUUGGUUUUGUUCCCCCGUGUGUGGAGCUGAAGAUACUUUGAUUCUAGAUUCAAGGGCUUGCUCUUUUCUGCCACAUCUUUGCUACCUUUUAAUACCCUCCUACAUACCAGUCUUUCCUCUUUUUUUUGCUCGUUUGGCACCAAUUCUUUUUUUGACUCAUUUUAACAUUUUGGUCUCUUCUCAUUGCAGUGUUUCUCUAGUACCUUUGUUCUGCCUCUGAUCUAAUGAUAUAGUCUUGUAGUGACUUUCUAAUACAGCUCCUUUUGAAAGUCAUGUGUUCUCUGUUCUCUUUCAUAGUGAGAGAAUUUCUUGCUUUCAUUAAACUUAGCCAUAAUACUUCCUCAUUAACCAUGCCUCUAUUUGAUCUUCUUGUCCAUCUGCAGAUUUUGGGAAGCUGUUGUCCUCUUCCUUAGGGUUGGGUCUUUUCAGACUCUUCUGCCUUUGCUGCCUUUCUGGCUUUUUGCCUCCCUUGGUGUCUAAGGGCACCUUCUCUCCUACUUGGCACAGGCUUGUCAUUUGCCACCUCUGCUGUAUCUUUGGACAUGUUCUUUGCUCCUAUGGCUUUAGCUACUAUUCUAGUGCUUGCUGUUUUUCUGUUGCUGUGCUCUUAAACUCUGGGGUUAUGUUAAAAUCUACAGUUCAUUUUAUGUGCAAGAAAAAUGUCAUCUCGUUCUUGAAGUGGGCAUGCUGAUUCUUCUUUGCAUAACCUCAAGUUCCUUAAAGUUAUCUCAUUUAUCCUAGGAUUUCCUUUCAGGUUUUCUUUGCAUGUAGAAAUGUUCUUUCUCUUAGGUUAACUGUUGCACUUACAAGUUGGUUUUGUUUUUUUUUUUUUCCUGACAAUAUUUACUUGGGAAGCUUCCAAUAAUGUUUUCUUUGAAAGGAUGACUGGCAUUGAUGCGUACCCUGUGUUGCUUUGUAAAGUGUUUGUAAAGAACUAGUACUGUACUAGUGUUUGUAAAGUACUAGUACUUCAAAAAAUCAGAAGGAGAUGCAUUACUGCUUUCAGGUGUCAAUGCAAGAAUGUGUGAUCACAGGAUUUGCUAAGGCACGUGUAAUGCAGGAAAAGUAGUCUAACAUUAGACUUCUCAUCAUCAGUGGAUGUACAUGGUAAACUCCCUGUGGAUGUUACAAGAAAAAUUAGUUUAGUGUAGAACUGAGGGCAGUUUAAGCAGUGACCUUGUACAUUUAAUUCAGGUAAUCAGUCAUCUGUUGUAGGGAAUGCCAUUUAUUUCCAUUGCAUAUUCCUUACUGUUAAAUAACACAAGUUUAUGAAAAAUCUUGAGGGAGCAAGGAGUUUUCUUCCUCAUGUUGUAAUGUCUCUCAGGAGUGAUCUGUUAUUUGAGUAUGAGUUUUUAUUUUUAUCCCUCACUCGAGGUUGCUGUUCUUGCUUUCACUACUGAAGCUCAAGUGGUAAGGUGUGAUAGCUUAAACAUAGGCUCUUAGGAGUUGAGAUUUUUCCAUUAAUUUUUGUAGUGUGAUUAACUACCUUUGGUUGUGAGCCAAAGAUAAUGAUCUUUUCUUCAUACCUGAGAUCUUACAUGCCACACUUCACUGAAACAGAGGUAAGCUGCAGUCUGCCACUCUUACUGGACAAAAAAAAAAAAAAACCAAAAAAUCCACCUGGGCUGCAUUCUUAAUUUCCCUAAAGCACACUCUUGUACAUAGCCCAGAAAGCAUAGCACAGAUGGAUCAAUAUAAUUAAGACAGAGGGAAGUGACCUGUGGGUUGGGUUUUGGUUUUGGGGGCUUUUUUAAUACUUGUAAUGACUCAUUUUGCUUGUGAUACAAGGACCAAAUCCGGAUAGCAGCAUUAAUGCUUGAUGAUUUUUUUGUUUGACAGCUGGAUGGUGCUGUUGUACAACAGACUGAAAACAGAAGCACUCCACCCACUACUGACUCUUUCAAGCUUUUUUGGUCUCUUCCCACAGAGGUAUCAGAAUUCAUCCAAUAGAAAGGAAAGAUUGGUCCUGUCUCUACACUAUAAACAGAAAAGGAGGAGAGGAGUUGAAAUCAUUGCUGAGAAAUAGAUUUCUGUACAGCCUGAGAAGCUUUGGAAUAUAUUCCUUGAUAGAUUUUUUCACUGUGGUUAUUUGAUCACACUAGGCACUGAGCAGCAGCUGUAAGCUUUCUCCCAGGUCUAGGUGAAUAUCCUGAUUCCCAUCUGUACAUUUGUGCCAUCUCAUUUUUUCUGUUACCCUACAGUGCAAGCCUUGUCUGGCUCAGAGUUUUCUGCUGCCACAAUUGGGAUGAGUCUGUGCUCUUGAAGAUGUUCAAAGGAAGCCCACAAAAUUGCAGAGUAUGCUGAUUUGGAAAGGACCCACAAGGAUCAUUGAGUCCAGAUUGUCUAGCUCUAGAGUCCUGAAAAUUUCUUUGGAUUUAGCUGAAGCUUUUGAAAGGCAGUGAGUUAAAUCUGCUGCUGCUCUGAGUCUCCUUCACGGUCUUGUAAUGAAACUUCUGCACACAAGUGAUCAAGAACAUGUGCAUAGAUGAGCUUUUGGUAAAACUUGCAGAACAGAUAAGAUGAAUUUAGAGUACAAAAUGUUAUGCUGCUCUAAUGCAUUUGGAGACAACCCUUAACUUGUGUUAAAAAUACCUACAUCUUUAAAGUUGGUCUUCCCAAAUAGCCAUGAAAGAAUUAUUGUGUGGAAAAACAGUACACCAUUGCAGGCUUUUGUUUUCUUGGAAGAAUCUGAGGCAACUGGAAGAAAUAGUUCUGUAAGUAUUAAAGUAAUAAAAAGUAAAACAAACAGACUACUUCAGAAUGUUAUAAUUUCUAUUGCAACCUGUUUGAUAUGAAGAAGAAAAGGGAAGUACUGCACUUAUAUUAACUAAAUACAGUGGAUCAGUUAAACUUAAUUGUUUUAUGACAUAUAUGGUACCAUAUAUAUUAAUUCAAGCUAUCAGAUUGUGACUAAGUAAUUUUUUUCUAUCCUUCAGGUUUCUACUUUAAUGACUCCUAUCUCAAAAUCCUUUUUUUGGAAGAAUGGUUCUGAAAAUCCUCAAUCAUUACUUGCUCUUAAAAGUCCCACUAUUUUUGAGCUGUCUUUACCUAUUUUAUUUCAAUAAACUGCUAUGCCCUGCAAACACUUCCUGAUAUCAAGUGACUGGCAGAACACAACAGAAUUCUGCAUAGGACAAAAUAGAGCUAGUGUCUGUCAAAUGGAAAACAAUUGUAACAAGGUGAUGUGAAAUGACAAAAAAGAUUAUGCUUAAGGUAGUCUAUUCAGUCAAUACCUCAUUUCUAAAAGCAAUUCACAGCUUUAAGACAAAUUUACACUAAUAGAAAUAGGGGCCCUCAGCUCACGCCAGACUUUGAAGAAUCUAAAAAUUUUUAAUUGAUGAUAAAAGAUUGCAAUUGUUUUGGCAAAAAAAAAGAUUUUGCAGUGUUUUUAUGGAAAGAGCCUGCUGGUAAUAUUUUGUUACUGUGUCACACAUGGAUCUCAAAUUUUUGUUUACCUGAAACAUGUGGAUCCCUGACCAGUUCUUGUCUGCAGGGUUGCAUGCAGCUGUUGAAGUGGUCAGUGAAUGUGGUUGCAUAUUACAAGUAGAAUGGCAUUUUCUCCUAUUUUUAUUAAACAGCGGAAUUGAAUGAAGUUGCUAAAUUGGAAUAUGUCAGUCAAACAGUGCUUGCUUCAAUCCAUAAGUUAGAAAUAGAUGGAAUGAAGCUAGCAAGACAAAUCCUUAGGUAGGAGGUACACUAUGAAUUUACCAUAUCCUGCAAUAUCAGUUUUGAGUACUUUCUGGCUGUAUUUUUCCUAAUGCUGAAUGGAUGUUACUGAUAGUCUAAGAAAUGCUGUUUCAUUAUUUAUCUAUGUGACAGGUAAGCUAAAGUGGUUCUUAAGUUAAAGGUGACAGUUCAAGAUGUUGGAAAAGCCCUUUUGACUCUCAGAUUGAAAAUAAACAGGUGUUGAGGGUUCUGUA
Molecule: messenger RNA, 5958 nt
Organism: Vidua chalybeata
Lineage: Eukaryota; Metazoa; Chordata; Aves; Passeriformes; Viduidae
Gene: CHCHD7
Product: coiled-coil-helix-coiled-coil-helix domain containing 7
Exons: 4
Coding region: 193-447 (84 amino acids)
Source: RefSeq, a predicted model, not a curated record